AUGGCAACCCCUUCAUUCUUGAUUUUCCUCUUUGUUCUUGCUCUAUCACACCUUGUAUCAUCCAACAACAACAACAAUGACACCACUCCACUUACGUAUGAUGAUGACGUGAUGGUAUCGGCAAUGCCAUGGGCAGAUACAGGAAUACCAGCUUCUUCCAACAUUGCUUUGGACAACAAACACGAGCAACAUGAGCGACAACCCGACAUCCCUUCAUGCAAUGACAAGCAACAUGCUUCUUCCAUUCAAGGCCGACGUCCACGCAUUGCUGUCAUUUCGCACGAUUCUGCCAUGGCUUCGUUCUUCCAUCAGCCUGAGCAAGGUGCACGUGAUGCUGCAGCGAUUACUGAUAUACACGUCGAGUGGAACAGACAUCUUGUGAACACCGGUAGUAAAAUGACCAAGGAUAUCCAGACGGCCGUAGACAAUCGAGUUGACGGCAUCAUUCUCACGAUCCCCAAUGAUCAAGUCUUUGAAGCAACCCAAUACGCUCUUGAACAUGACAUCCCAGUCCUUGUUUUCAACACCGGCCUUGAUUACGCUAAACGUCUUGGAUUGACACGUGUAUUGCAAGAUGAUCAUGAGGCAGCAACCAUGCUUGGAAGAGAGUUACGUGAUCGAGGCUAUCAACGACCUUUGGUGAUUCAACUCGGUGAUUUGGAUAAUGCAACGUUCUACCAUCGAUUCGAUAGUCUACAAACCGUCCUGGAUCAUCAAGCAGUGCUACUGCCCCUGCAUGAUUACAACAAUACAGCUCAGCCCCUGAUUCAGGUUCGUGAUACGUUCUUGUCCAAUGGUACCUUUGAUUCGGUCGUGUCACUAGGAGGAUCAAUUGGUGUGGAUAUUGUUGCAGGUGCUGUGCUAGAUCUCUUGGCAAGCGACUCUUUGGAACGGAUUGGGGCUGCCUUUUUCGACAUUGGUGGAUCGAACAUGACGAGGUUGUUUGCCGAGCAUCAAGAUACCAUUGGCAUAUCGCAACUUCCUUAUUAUCAGACAGCGCUUCCAGUGUUUUACAUGUAUCUUCGAAUUAUGACGGGCCAUGAUGUUUUUAUGAAUGAGACGAUCAAGACAGGUCCCAAUCUUAUUACCAAUGAUACGCUACCCUACAUUCUCGACAAUGAGCAGACAACAUUGGUGCCUUUGAAUGACAGGACAGCUUAUGUGGGAGCCGUUGUACCCAACACAAGAGGAGAUACAUAUGGAUCUGGAUUGAUGGCAGGAGCAGGAGAUCUUGCACGCAAGCUCAAUUGGACUAUUUUCAAUCAAGACAUGGGCGACUACUUGGGCCAUCCACAUCAUCUACGACAAGAGCUAGCGAGCUUUGCUAAGCAAGGUGUCAAUGGUAUUAUCCUUCAAUCCAGUGAUCCCUCCGUUGUCAACUAUGGUGCAUCUAUCACAAACGCCAGCGAGUUGCCUCUUGCCCAUGUUGGUACCUUUUUUGAGCCGAUUCAGUUAUCCAAACCGAUGGAAUCCUUUAUCGCCGUCGACAAGAAAAAGCUUGCAUCUUCCGUAGCACAAGUGAUGAUUGAGGAUAAGGUCAUGUCGCCAGUAUGUCUUUCAGAACGCACAACCAGCAAGGAAAGCGACUUUUGUCAUUUCUUUUAUGAUCAAUUUCAGCAGCAACGCUCGACUCCUAAUCUCGACUCGAAUAAUGUGGUGCAUAUCAUCAACAUUUCAACGCCCGAGACCAUGGAUAUUGAAUUUGAAAGAGUCCUCGCCACAUUACAUUCCAGAGAAUACAUAGCAGACGCCUUUGUCACGUUUUCAGAAUAUGCAUUUCAAAUGAUUAACAAUCGUGUGAUGAAGGGUUACAUGAGCAACACUACUCGCUUAUAUACUUCAGCCGACUUGUAUGAUCAAGUUCAAGCAUUCUUGCAAGGGCGCAUCAAAGCCAUGUGGUCUAUGAAUCUUUUCUCUAUGGGAUUCCUUUCAUCACUCGACAUUUUGUUUGGAAAGACGAUACAUCAUCAACCAUGGCGAUACACCAAAGUGAGCGCGUCACGAAUCACGAGCAUUUGUCCCCCUGGCCAAUUUUAUCGUACACUGUCAAAGAGCUUGUAUUGCUUGGAUAAUGCAAAUCAUACUCAGACAUCCCUUCAAUGCCAUCCUUGUCCCGUUAAUACUUACAACAACCAAGUCGACCAGCCAGCAUGUACCGAAUGCCCCUAUGGAACAUUUGCAUUACCGGGAUCAAUAGCUUGUGCAUUAUGCAGCAGUGACAAAGCAGGUCGCAAGAACCCCAAUUGCCUUCGCUAUACAGCCGACAAAGAUGCCGCGCGUAAAAGGUUGCUCAUGGGCGUGCUGAUUCCUAUUAGCAUUAUCGCAUUCGCUGCUGUCGUAACCGCCAUUGCAUGGACAUGUCGCAAGCGUAUACGUAAACAGAGCCGUCUAUAUGAUCAGGAUUGGAUGCUCUCUUAUCAGGAUCUUGUGGCACCUCAUCCAACGACUGUGCUCGCCACCCCGCCUGUGCGAAGUUGCUCAGCAGAAGAUAUAUUUGCUACAGCUACAAACAACACCUUUUACGACAAGGAAAAGAUUGGAUCAAGACCAGCCGUGUUACAGCAACGUGGAUCACAACGACGCAGCACCAUCUCCCGAAUGGAUACACCCAUCGCUACUACAAUACCAAGGCAUCAUCACUUGGCAGCUGCAAACACCAACAGCGUAUCAGAUCCCGAUCUUAUCAUGCAAAAAGAGAUGCUUGGAUUAGCAAGACCAAAAUCACAAUGCGAUGAAUCCUCCUGCCACAAAACACAAAAGCACAUGGCGUAUACCGUUGGAUCGCAUCGCAAUCUACCUGUGCUGAUAAAACCACUUGGAUUCAAACGCUUACGGGUGUAUGAUGAUGUGAGGAAGGAAGUUGCUCUCAUGAAGGAAGCAAGACAUGCAAAUCUCGUGGAGCUCGUUGGUCUUUGCGUGGAGUCACAUCGUACUUUGAUCGUGGAAGAAUACUGUAGCAAAGGUUCCUUAGCCGACGUCCUGGAUGACACGGAUAUCGACUUGAGCUGGAUAUUUCGCUUUUCUUUGAUAAAUGAUUUGAUCCAAGGGAUGGAUUUCUUGUACAACUCAAAGUUCCAGUAUCACGGAUGUUUGACAUCACAUUCAUGCAUGAUUACCGGGAAAUGGGAAUUAAAGAUCACCGACUAUGGACUUACACGCACUCGCAUUUCAACCCUUGAUCCAUUGACGCUUUCCUCGAUACGCAAGAACUACCUGCCACUACAAGAUUCAUCCAACACUGUCCAACCGAGAAUUGUCGAUUCUUACGAAAAGCUCUUGUGGUUAGCGCCUGAGACCGUAACGAUACUCCCAUUCGACGCCUGCGUUGCUAUGCCAACCAAGCGCUCUGAUGUUUACAGUGUUGGCAUCAUUAUGAACGAGAUUGUGAGCCGUGAAAAGCCAUUCAAGGAAUACCAAGAGCAGAGGAUGUCCCACAAGGCUAUUUUCCGCCUAAUCAGCAGUGACGACUUGAAGCCUCGCUUUGCUCAAGAUAUGGAUCAGGAUGGCUAUGCCGUUAGCAAAAUUAACAAGAUCAUCGAAGAGUGUCUCGAUCGCGAUCCCAGCAUGCGACCUUCUUUUUCAUCGCUAAAACAACGAAUCAAGGCCUUUGAUCCUUAUGGCGGUCUCGACAAUGUAGUCGACAAGAUGGCUAUUCUGCUUGAAAAGUAUGCCAAUGACAUGGAAGAGCUGGUACGAGAGCGAACAGCCAAUCUACAACAAAGAACAAUUGAGCUAGAGGAAGAAAAAGCGAGGACACAAACAUUGCUUAAAGAUCUCAAAGUGGCAAAGGAGGCUGCAGAGACGGCCGCUGCUUCAAAGCAAUCUUUUCUGGCAAACAUGUCUCAUGAGAUACGAACACCAAUGAACGCUGUGAUCGGCAUGUCACGUAUUUUGAUGGAGAGUGAUCUACCUUCGGACUUGUAUGAAUGUGCUGAAACAAUCGAAUCCUCUGGUAAUCAUCUCAUGUCUCUUAUCAAUGACGUCCUCGACUAUUCCAAGAUUGAGUCAGGGAACCUAUCACUGGAGCAGAAUCCAUUGGAUUUGACAUUUGCCAUUGAAAGUGCUAUGAAACUGGUGUCCGACAAUUUUCUUGCCAAAGGUGUGCUGCUGUGGUAUGAGGUGGAAAAAGAAUUACCUGCCCAAGUAUAUGGUGAUUUGGUACGGCUUCGGCAAAUCCUGCUCAACAUGCUUUCCAAUGCAUUCAAAUUUACCGCAUCAGGAUAUGUGUCAGUAAGAGUGUGCCGAGAUCCGGAUCAAGCUGCUACCAUUUCCAAAAAGGAAGGAGGUGAUGAGGAAUGGGUGUCCUACUUGUUUGCGAUUGAAGACACUGGCAUCGGCAUACCAAUGGAUAAGGCCGACAAGCUUUUCGAGUCAUUUUCUCAAGUGGAUGUAUCCACCACGAGGCGAUUUGGAGGAACAGGUCUUGGCUUGACGAUUAGUCGUCAAUUGGCGCGCAUGAUGGAUGGUGAUAUGUGGUUCGAAUCCAUUGUGGAUGAAGGAUCUACAUUUUUCUUUCGAGUCAAGAUGCAAAAGCAACCAAAGACCCUGACAUUUGCUGAGCAAUACAAGUUGAAUGACUUUGAGACACAUCAUGCAUUGGUGAUUGCCCAGGAUCAAACGCUUCAAACAGCAUGGAAACGUAUUUUGAACAGUCUUGGAAUGAACGACACGCAAUGUUAUACAUUUGAACAAGCGAUGGAUAUUUUGAAGGAAGAAAAAUCAACCAAUGAUGAUGGGCCGACCUUACUGCUCAUUGAUGUGGAUCUUGAGAUCAUUGAUCCUCUUGGCCCACAACCAACAACAAGCGAUAUUGCCUUGGAUGCACUUCAACGAUGGUUCCCAAGUCCUGUAUCCACCUUGCCAGCUGUUUGCAUUAGGGAUAGGCGAUCACACAGCACCGAAAACGGGUCGCAUCAUCGGCAUCCACUCAAUGCAACUGUUGCAAGAUCAGCUGUGCUUUAUAAGCCCUUUAAGAAUUCAUCCUUGAUCCACGCUCUUCAAGAUCAACUUGGAAAAGUUUCAGCAAGCGACAGCAUUACAAUUACUGAACAACAACAACAAAAACAACAACAUCUAUUGCAACCACCUACAUCACAACAAAACAGCACAUUGUCAUCACAACGACCCUUGUCUGAAUGUCUCGUCAAAGUCAAAACAUUACUUGUGGAUGACAACCCAAUCAACCGUAAAGUCGUUGCACGCAUGCUCAGCAAAUUGAAUGUUCAACCACUCAUGGCACAAAAUGGACGAGAAGCAUAUGAUUUGGUCAUCAACUCGGCAGCACAAGGACAACCUAUUGAUUUGAUCUUCAUGGAUGUAUGGAUGCCUGAGCUCAAUGGAUUGGAAGCAACGCGCAUGAUUCGUGAAACUCCGGAUACCUUGAUUGGGAAGCAACCUUACAUUAUUGCCAUGACAGCAUGUGUGAUGCCUGGUGACCGAGAACAAUGCUUUGAUGCUGGCAUGAAUGCAUACAUUAGCAAACCCAUACAAAAAGAUGAGCUUGAAGCAACCAUUCACACUUUUACCCAAGUCAUACCCAUUUCAUAG
Messenger RNA from Lichtheimia ornata, 5547 nucleotides. RefSeq lists its product as uncharacterized. The record is from RefSeq and is a predicted model, not a curated record. Gene Ontology annotation, biological process: protein phosphorylation; phosphorelay signal transduction system. Gene Ontology annotation, molecular function: ATP binding; phosphorelay sensor kinase activity. The coding region runs from base 1 to 5547 and encodes 1848 amino acids. NCBI's taxonomy places the organism in Eukaryota, Fungi, Mucoromycota, Mucoromycetes, Mucorales, Lichtheimiaceae. The transcript is spliced from 21 exons.